Messenger RNA from Papaver somniferum (opium poppy), 1502 nucleotides. RefSeq names its product prostaglandin E synthase 2-like. The transcript is spliced from 6 exons. Gene Ontology annotation, cellular component: mitochondrion. Bases 182 to 1219 code for a protein of 345 amino acids. Lineage: Eukaryota; Viridiplantae; Streptophyta; Magnoliopsida; Ranunculales; Papaveraceae. The record is from RefSeq and is a predicted model, not a curated record. Gene Ontology annotation, molecular function: prostaglandin-E synthase activity.
AAAUAACUCAACUCCUAAACCCCUUCUCAAGAAACGACUGGUCUGACUCUAAACCCUAUUGAAUUCUUCCACAACCGACUCAAUUCAAUUCUCAAUCAGCGAUCUCAAUACGAACACGACACACAAAAAGAGAAGGCAUAAUUGUUCCAAAUUCCGAUUAUCACUCAUCGGCAUAUCAAUAAUGAGAAGGGGGAUUCAACAGUUCCAGAAGGGUCUCGCUACAUGCGGGUACCUCACAUCGGGAAGAGGAUCCACAAGAGCAGUAGGAGUUUCGCCAGUUGUCUCGUUUCACACCACCACCACCACUACAAACACCACCAACAAAACCAGUUCAUUAUCUGGUGGCGGUGCUGGUAAUUUUGGUGUUCAAGCACCAGGUAGUAGCAAGUACUCGCCUCCUACAAAUCACAAAUGUAUUGUUGGGGCUGUUUCUUUCUCCGCUGCUGCAGCUGCUGUUUCUUCAUCAUCAGCUGUUUAUGCUAAAGAACCUGUCAAACCUGAAUUCCUUCCGAAAGAUGUCGUUCUUUAUCAGUAUGAAGCUUGCCCUUUCUGCAACAAGAUUAAAGCUUUCUUAGACUACUAUGAUGUCCCAUACAAAGUGGUAGAGGUGAAUCCAAUCAGUAAGAAAGAGAUCAAAUGGUCUGAGUAUAAGAAAGUCCCUAUCCUAGUUGUUGACGGCCAACAGAUGGUGGACUCGACAGAAAUAAUUGAUACCUUUAGCAAUAAGAUUCUCCGUCCUGAGAAAUCUAUUUCCAAGGAAGACGACACUGAAGAGAACCAAUGGCGUAGGUGGGUCGAUAAUCACUUGGUGCAUGUCUUAUCACCAAACAUUUACCGAAGUGGAUCCGAAGCACUCGAGUCUUUUGGCUACAUCUCAAGCCAUGGUAACUUUAGCUUCAUGGAAAAAAAAGUUGCGAAGUAUGCUGGAGCAGCAGCCAUGUAUUUUGUGUCAAAGAAACUGAAAAAGAAACAUAACAUCACUGAUGAGCGUGCAGCGCUAUAUGAAGCUGCCAACACAUGGGUGGAGGCUCUGAAAGGGCGUGAGUUUCUAGGGGGUGCUACACCAAACCUAGGAGACCUUGCUGUGUAUGGGGUUCUGAGACCCGUCAGAUACCUGACAUCGGGGAAAGAUAUGGUGGAGCACACACAGAUUGGUGAGUGGUACACAAGGAUGGAAAAAGCUGUUGGAGAGUCUUCAAGGAAGAAGGCAGAGGCUUAAGGUACUGGCACCUGAGCAUCCAAAGACAUGUUUUGAUCUCAAUGUCUUUAUCUUGUUAAAGUUUUAGUUUUUUAUAGGAUGAUAGAACAUAGUCAAAUUUAUUCCUAGCUUUGGUGGUGUUUCUAUGUGACUGCACAACUGGGGAGGCUAGGUUAUAAAGAAUAAAAGGUUUUCGCAGGAGUAUUAUAUGCUUCUAUCUGUUAAUUUUGAGAAGCCUAUAUUAACUAUCAAGAUUUGCAAACGAAUUUCGUAGUACAGCAGUGGAUAUGCUAGUUUUUUUACA